AUGGGGCAGCCACUCGCCUGCCUGCUGGCCCUGUGCCUGGCCCUGGCCACGGCCGGGGGCUCGGAGCUGCGGAGAGAGAGCAGAGCCCGGAACCACGGCCACAACGUCUGCAGCACCUGGGGCGCCUUCCACUACAAGACCUUCGACGGGGACGUGUUCCGCUUCCCCGGCCUCUGCGACUACAACCUGGCCUCCGACUGCCGCGACGCCUACCGGGAGUUCGCCGUGCACCUGAGGCGCAGCCCGGGCCGCGCCGGCGGCCACCCGUGGAUCGAGCACGUCCUGCUGAGCAUCAAGGACGACACCAUCUACCUCACCCGCCAGCUGGUCGUGGUGAACGGGGCCAUGGUCAGCACCCCGCACUACCGCUCGGGGCUGCUCAUCGAGAAGAACGACGCUUACACCAAGGUCUUCUCCCGCGCCGGCCUCACCCUCAUGUGGAACCGGGAGGACGCGCUCAUGCUGGAGCUGGACAGCAGGUUCCGGAACCACACGUGCGGCCUCUGCGGCGACUACAACGGCCUGCCGACCUACUCGGAGUUCCUGUCGGACGGCGUGCUCUUCAGUGCCCUCGAGUUUGGAAACAUGCAGAAGAUCAACAAGCCGGGGGAGGAGUGCGACGACCCCGAGGAGGUGUCCGCCCCCCAGUCCUGCUCUGAGCACCGCGCCGAGUGCCAGAGGCUGCUGACGGCCGAGGCCUUCGAGGGCUGCCUGGACCUGGUGCCGCUGGAGCCGUACGUGCAGGCCUGCGCCCAGGACCGCUGCCAGUGCCCGCCCGGCGCCUCCUGCGUGUGCAGCACCCUCGCCGAGUUCUCCCGCCAGUGCUCCCACGCCGGCGGGCAGCCCUGGAACUGGAGGACCGCCUCGCUCUGCCCCAAGACCUGCCCCGGGAACAUGGUCUACCUGGAGAGCGGCUCGCCCUGCAUGGACACCUGCUCCCACCUGGAGGUCAGCCACCUGUGCGAGGAGCACCGCAUGGACGGCUGCUUCUGCCCCGAAGGCACCGUGUUCGACGACCUCAAGGGCAGCGGCUGCGUCCCGGUGAGCCAGUGCCACUGCAGGCUGCACGGGCAGCUGUACGCCCCCGGCCAGCAGGUCAGCCACGACUGCGAGCACUGCGUCUGCAACGCCGGCCGCUGGGUGUGCAAAGACCUGCCGUGCCCCGGGACCUGCGCCCUGGAGGGCGGCUCCCACAUCACCUCCUUCGACGGGAAGAAGUUCACCUUCCACGGCGACUGCUACUACGUGCUGACCAAGGGCGAGCACCCCGACGCCUACGCCCUCCUGGGCGAGCUGGUCCCCUGCGGCGCCACCGACAAGCAGACCUGCCUGAAGACAGUGGUGCUGCUGGCAGACAAGCAGAAGAACGUGGUGGUCUUCAAGGCGGACGGCAGCGUGCUGCUCAACGAGCUGCAGGUGAACCUGCCCCACGUGACAGCGAGCUUCUCCAUCUUCCAACCGUCCUCCUAUCACCUGGUGGUGAGCACGGCCUUCGGCCUGAGGCUGCAGGUCCAGCUGGUACCCAUCAUGCAGCUGUUCCUGACGCUGGACCCGGCCGCCCAGGGCCGCGUGCAGGGCCUCUGUGGGAACUUCAACGGCCAGGAGGGUGACGACUUCCUGACGGCGGGCGGGCUGGUGGAGGCCACGGGCGCCGGCUUCGCCAACACCUGGAAGGCCCAGUCGAGCUGCCACGACAAGCAGGACUGGCUGGACGACCCUUGUUCCCUCAACAUCGAGAGCGCCAACUACGCCGAGCACUGGUGCUCCCUGCUCCGGAAGACGGAGACCCCCUUCGGCAGGUGCCACGCCGCCGUGGACCCGGCCGAGUACUACAAGAGGUGCAGGUACGACACGUGCAACUGCCAGGACAACGAGGACUGCCUGUGCGCCGCGCUGUCCGCCUACGCCCGCGCCUGCGCCGCCAAGGGCGUCGUGCUGUGGGGCUGGCGGGAGCUCGUCUGCAACAAGGACGUGGGCUCCUGCCCCAAGUCGCAGGUCUUCCUGUACAACCUGACCACCUGCCAGCAGACCUGCCGCUCGCUCUCGGAGGCCGACAGCCACUGCGCCAAGGGCUUCGCGCCCGUGGACGGCUGCGGCUGCCCCGACCGCACCUUCCUGGACGAGAAGGGCCGCUGCGUGCCGCUGGCCGCGUGCUCCUGCUACCACCGCGGCCGCUACGUGGCUGCGGGCGACGUGGUCCUGAGGCAGGAGGAGCGCUGCGUCUGCCGGAACGGGAGGCUGCACUGCACCCAGGUCAAGCUGCUCGGCCAGAGCUGCGCGGCCCCCAAGAUUCACGUUGACUGUAACAACCUGACGGCGCUGGCCGCCCGGAACCCCCGCCCCGUCAGCUGCCAGACGCUGGCAGCCGGCCAAUACCAGACGGAGUGCGUCAGCGGCUGCGUGUGCCCCGAGGGGCGGAUGGACGACGGCCGCGGGGGCUGCGUCGUGGAGGAGGAGUGCCCCUGUGUGCACAACCAGGACCUGUACGCCCCCGGAGACAAGAUCGCCGUGGACUGCAACACCUGCACCUGCCAGAGAGGCCGCUGGGCCUGCAGCCAGAGGGUGUGCCACGGCACCUGCUCCAUCUACGGGAGCGGCCACUACAUCACCUUCGACGGGAAGUUCUAUGACUUCGACGGGCACUGCUCCUACGUGGCCGCCCAGGACUACUGCGGCCAGGACUCCGGGCGGGGCUCCUUCAGCAUCGUCACCGAGAACGUCCCCUGCGGCACCACGGGCGUCACCUGCUCCAAGGCCAUCAAGAUCUUCCUGGGGAGGACGGAGCUGAAGCUGGAGGACCAGCAGCGCACGGUGAUCCACCGGGACGAGGGCCAGCACGUGGCCUACACCACGCGGGAGGUGGGCCAGUACCUGGUGGUGGAGACCAGCACGGGCAUCGUCGUCAUCUGGGACAAGAAGACCACCAUCUUCAUCAAGCUGGCGCCCUCCUACCAGGGUUCUGUGUGCGGCCUGUGCGGGAACUUCGACCAGCGCUCCAGCAACGACUUCACCACGCGGGACCACAUGGUGGUGGACAGCGAGCUGGACUUCGGGAACAGCUGGAAGGAGGUCCCCACCUGCCCCGACGUGGCCUCCACCCCCGAGCCCUGCAGCCUGAACCCGCACCGCCGCUCCUGGGCGGAGAAGCAGUGCAGCAUCAUCAAGGGCCAGGUCUUCCACGUCUGCCACAGCAAGGUGGACCCCAAGCCCUUCUACGAGGCCUGCGUGCGCGACAGCUGCUCCUGCGACACGGGCGGCGACUGCGAGUGCUUCUGCUCCGCCGUGGCCGCCUACGCCCAGGAGUGCACCAAGGAGGGCGCCUGCGUGUUCUGGAGGACGCCCGACCUGUGCCCCAUCUUCUGCGACUACUACAACCCCCCGGACGAGUGUGAGUGGCACUACGAGCCUUGCGGGAACCGCAGCUUCGAGACCUGCAGGACCAUCCACGGCCUCCACUCCAACGUCUCCGUGUCCCACCUGGAGGGCUGCUACCCCCGGUGCCCUGCGGACCGGCCCAUCUAUGACGAGGAUCAGAGGAAGUGCGUCACGGGGGACCAGUGUGGCUGCUACGUGGAGGACACCCACUACCCACCCGGAGCGCCCUUGCCGCCCAAGCACGACUGCCAGUCCUGCGUGUGUAACGACUCCUCGCAAGUUGUCUGCCGGCCGGAGGAAGGGAAGAUCCUCAACUUCACCCAGGACGGCUCCUUCUGCUUCUGGGAGAUCUGUGGCCCCAACGGGACGGUGGAGAGGCACUUCAACAUCUGCGUGUCCACCACCACCCCCGUCUCCUCCCCGACACCCGUCACCACCACCCCUGUGCCCACCACCCCCACCACCACCGCCACCACCCCGACCCCGACGCCCAGCACAGUGUCGCCGCCCUCCUCCACGACUCCAGGGCUGUGCUGCUUCUGGUCCGACUGGAUCAACGAGAACCACCCGAGCCUCAGCCCUGACGGCGGCGACCGGGAGACCUUCGACGGCGUGUGCCCGGCGCCAGAGGACAUCCAGUGCCGCUCGGCCACCGAGCCGCACCUCGGCUGGGAGGAGCUGGGCCAGCAGGCCCGGUGCGACCUCUCGGUGGGCUUCCUCUGCAGGAACGAGGACCAGUUUGGAAACGGCCCCUUCGCGGUCUGCUACGACUACGAGAUCCGCGUCAACUGCUGUCUGCCGCUGGACCAGUGUCCCGGCUCCACGCCUACCACCACCACCACCACCACCUCACCCACCACCUCACCCACCACCUCACCCACCACCUCUCCCACCACCUCACCCACCACCUCACCCACCACCUCACCCACCACCUCACCCACCACCUCUCCCACCACCUCACCCACCACCUCACCCACCACGACACCCACCACGACACCCACCACCACCUCAACUGAGACACCAACCCCAACCCCUACCACCACCACCACUGAAACCCCAACCCCAACCCCUACUACCACUGUGACCCCGACCACCACCACCACCAGCUCUCCCACCACCUCACCCACCACCCCCACACCAGAGCCGACCACCACCACUACCUCACCAACCACCUCACCCACCACAACUCCCACAACCACCACCACCAGCUCUCCCACCACCUCACCCACCACCCCCACACCAGAGCCGACGACCACCGUGACAACCACUACUACGACAUCCACAGCUACACCAACGCCCACCACCACGGUGUCCACCAGCACGCCCGUGCCGUCAUCCACUCCGUGUGUGGAGGAGUGCAGGUGGACGGGCUGGGAAGACAGUGGGAAACCGGGCUUCGGGCCGUCAGGUGGAGACUUCGAGGCCAUUGACAAGGUGUGUCCGCACGGCUGGGCAGCCAACAUCUCCUGCAGAGCCGUCAUGUUCCCAGACCGGCCCAUCGAGGCCCUGGGACAGACUGUGGUGUGCGACCUCUCAGUGGGGCUCGUGUGCAGAAACCAAGACCAGAAGCCAGGGGGAGCCAGCAACAUUCCCAUGUGCCUCAACUAUGAGAUCAACGUCUACUGCUGUGGGUCCUGCUCUACCACCACCACGGUGACCCCCACACCCACACCCACCAUCAGCUCAACAAAGACACCAACCACCACCCCCCACACCACCACCACAGUGCCCCCGACCACCACACCCACCAUCAGCUCAACAGAGACACCAACCACCACCACCAGCUCUCCCACCACCUCUCCCAUCACCCCCACAGCAGAGCCGACCACCACCACUACCUCACCAACCACCUCACCCACCACGACACCCACCACCACCUCAACUGAGACACCAACCCCAACCCCUACCACCACCACCACUGAAACCCCAACCCCAACCCCUACUACCACUGUGACCCCGACCACCACCACCACCAGCUCUCCCACCACCUCACCCACCACCCCCACACCAGAGCCGACCACCACCACUACCUCACCAACCACCUCACCCACCACAACUCCCACAACUACCACCACCAGCUCUCCCACCACCUCACCCACCACCCCCACACCAGAGCCGACCACCACCACUACCUCACCAACCACCUCACCCACCACGACACCCACUACCACCUCAACUGAGACACCAACCCCAACCCCAACCACCACCACCACUGAAACCCCAACCCCUACUACCACUGUGACCCCGACCACCACCACCACCAGCUCUCCCACCACCUCACCCACCACCUCACCCACCACAACUCCUACAACCACCACCACCACCUCUCCCACCACCUCUCCAAUCACCCCCACAGCAGAGCCGACCACCACCACUACCUCACCAACCACCUCACCCACCACAACUCCCACAACCACCACCAUCACCUCUCCCACCACCUCUCCAAUCACCCCCACAGCAGAGCCGACCACCACCACUACCUCACCAACCACCUCACCCACCACGACACCCACCACCACCUCAACUGAGACACCAACCCCAACCCCUACCACCACCACCACUGAAACCCCAACCCCAACCCCUACUACCACUGUGACCCCGACCACCACCACCACCAGCUCUCCCACCACCUCACCCACCACCCCCACACCAGAGCCGACCACCACCACUACCUCACCAACCACCUCACCCACCACAACUCCCACAACCACCACCACCAGCUCUCCCACCACCUCACCCACCACCCCCACAGCAGAGCCGACCACCACCACUACCACACCAACCCCAACCCCUACCACCACCACCACUGAAACCCCAACCCCAACCCCUACUACCACUGUGACCCCGACCACCACCACCACCAGCUCUCCCACCACCUCACCCACCACCUCACCCACCACAACUCCUACAACCACCACCACCACCUCUCCCACCACCUCUCCAAUCACCCCCACAGCAGAGCCGACCACCACCACUACCUCACCAACCACCUCACCCACCACAACUCCCACAACCACCACCAUCACCUCUCCCACCACCUCUCCAACCACCCCCACAGCAGAGCCGACCACCACCACUACCUCACCAACCACCUCACCCACCACGACACCCACCACCACCUCAACUGAGACACCAACCCCAACCCCUACCACCACCACCACUGAAACCCCAACCCCAACCCCUACUACCACUGUGACCCCGACCACCACCACCACCAGCUCUCCCACCACCUCACCCACCACCCCCACACCAGAGCCGACCACCACCACUACCUCACCAACCACCUCACCCACCACAACUCCCACAACCACCACCACCAGCUCUCCCACCACCUCACCAACCACCCCCACACCAGAGCCGACGACCACCGUGACGACCACUACUACGACAUCCACAGCUACACCAACGCCCACCACCACGGUGUCCACCAGCACGCCCGUGCCGUCAUCCACUCCGUGUGUGGAGGAGUGCAGGUGGACGGGCUGGGAAGACAGUGGGAAACCGGGCUUCGGGCCGUCAGGUGGAGACUUCGAGGCCAUUGACAAGGUGUGUCCGCACGGCUGGGCAGCCAACAUCUCCUGCAGAGCCGUCAUGUUCCCAGACCGGCCCAUCGAGGCCCUGGGACAGACUGUGGUGUGCGACCUCUCAGUGGGGCUCGUGUGCAGAAACCAAGACCAGAAGCCAGGGGGAGCCAGCAACAUUCCCAUGUGCCUCAACUAUGAGAUCAACGUCUACUGCUGUGGGUCCUGCUCUACCACCACCACGGUGACCCCCACACCCACACCCACCAUCAGCUCAACACAGACACCAACCACCACCCCCCACACCACCACCACAGUGCCCCCGACCACCACACCCACCAUCAGCUCAACAGAGACACCAACCACCACCACCAGCUCUCCCACCACCUCACCCACCACCCCCACACCAGAGCCGACCACCACCACUACCUCACCAACCACCUCACCCACCACGACACCCACCACCACCUCAACUGAGACACCAACCCCAACCCCUACCACCACCACCACUGAAACCCCAACCCCAACCCCUACUACCACUGUGACCCCGACCACCACCACCACCAGCUCUCCCACCACCUCACCCACCACCCCCACACCAGAGCCGACCACCACCACUACCUCACCAACCACCUCACCCACCACAACUCCCACAACCACCACCACCAGCUCUCCCACCACCUCACCCACCACCCCCACACCAGAGCCGACCACCACCACUACCUCACCAACCACCUCACCCACCACGACACCCACUACCACCUCAACUGAGACACCAACCCCAACCCCUACCACCACCACCACUGAAACCCCAACCCCAACCCCUACUACCACUGUGACCCCGACCACCACCACCACCAGCUCUCCCACCACCUCACCCACCACCUCACCCACCACAACUCCCACAACCACCACCACCACCUCUCCCACCACCUCUCCAAUCACCCCCACAGCAGAGCCGACCACCACCACUACCUCACCAACCACCUCACCCACCAUCACCUCUACAGAGACACCAACCACCACUCCUCACACCACCACCACCAAAGAGACACCAACCACCACUCCUCACACCACCACCACAGAGACACCAACUACAACCCCCCACACCACCACCACAGUGCCCCCGACCACCACACCCAUCAUCAGCUCAACAGAGACACCAACCACCACUCCUCACACCACCACCACAGUGCCCCCAACCACCACACCCAUCAUCAGCUCAACAGAGACACCAACCACCACUCCUCACACCACCACCACAGUGCCCCCGACCACCACACCCACCAUCACCUCUACAGAGACACCAACCACCACCCCCCACACCACCACCACAGUGCCCCCGACCACCACACCCACCAUCAGCUCAACAGAGACACCAACCACCACUCCUCACACCACCACCACAGAGACACCAACUACAACCCCCCACACCACCACCACAGAGACACCAACUACAACCCCCCACACCACCACCACAGUGCCCCCGACCACCACACCCAUCAUCAGCUCAACAGAGACACCAACCACCACCCCCCAGACCCCCACCCCCACUCCCGUGACUAUGUCAACGACUACCACGGGAACCCCUACUCCGUCUGGACACCCGUCAACCACGCCGACCCCCACCACCUCCACCAGCGUGCCCACCUCCUCGCCGACCCCGAUCCCCACCUCGUCCCAGCAGUGGUGUUGCGUUUUGAAUGACACCUACUACGAGCCAGGCGAGAUGGUGUACAACGGCACCCACGGGGACACCUGCUACUACGUGAACUGCUCCCUCAACUGCACCUUUGAGAUCUUCAAUUGGCCCUGCCCGUCCACGCCGUCCACGCCCUCAACGUCGACACCCACUCCGACACCCAGCACAUCCACGCCCACCACCCGGCCACCCACCACGUCCAGCACGCCGGCCACCUCCAGCCCCCCCGGGUGCCCGGACUUCGACCCUCCCAGGAAGGAGAACGAGACGUGGUGGCUGUGUAACUGCACCAUGGCCGUCUGCAAGCACGACAACACGGUGGAGCUGGUGGAGGUGGAGUGCAAGCCCCCGCCCAUGCCCACCUGCUCCAACAACCUCACACCCGUGCGCGUCAUGGACCCCGACGGCUGCUGCUGGCACUGGGAGUGUGACUGCUACUGCACGGGCUGGGGGGACCCCCACUACGUCACCUUCGACGGACUCUACUACAGCUACCAGGGCAACUGCACCUACGUGCUGGUGGAGCAGGUCCAGCCCACCGUGGACAACUUCGGGGUCUACAUCGACAACUACCACUGCGACGUCACCGACCAGGUGUCCUGCCCCCGCACGCUCAUCGUGCGCCACGAGACGCAGGAGGUGCUGAUCAAGACGGUGCAGAUGGCGCCCAUGCGGGUCCAGGUGCAGGUCAACGGGCAGGCGGUGGCGCUGCCCUACAGGAAGUACGGGCUGCAGGUGUACGAGUCCGGCAUCAACUUCGUGGUGGACAUCCCCGAGCUGGGCGCCCUCAUCUCCUACAACGGCCUCGCCUUCGCCAUCCGGCUGCCCUACCGCCUGUUCGGCAACAACACCAAGGGCCAGUGCGGCACGUGCACCAACAGCACGGCGGACGACUGCGUGCUGCCCAGCGGCGAGAUCGUCUCUGACUGCGAGGUGGCCGCCGACCAGUGGGUGGUGAACGACCCCUCCAAGCCGCACUGUCCGCACACGAGCUUCACCACCCGGCGCCCGGCCACCACGCCCUCCGGGGGCGGCGCCCACAAGAACUGCUCCUCUCCGCUCUGCGAGCUCAUCAAGGACAGCCUGUUUGCCCAGUGCCACCCCCUGGCACCCCCCCAGCACUACUACGAGGCCUGCGUGUUCGACACCUGCCACGUGCCCAACUCGGGCCUGGAGUGCGCCAGCCUGCAGACCUACGCGGCGCUCUGUGCCCACGAGGGCGUCUGCAUCGACUGGCGGAACCACACCCACGGGGCCUGCCCCGUGACGUGCCCGCCUCACCGGGAGUACCGGGCCUGCGGUCCCGCCGAGGAGCCCACCUGCAAGUCCAGCGCCUCCCGCCUGCCCGUCCCCAGCGUCCCGGAGAACAGCACGCUGCUGGUGGAGGGCUGUUUCUGCCCCGAGGGCACCAUGAACUACGCCCCCGGCUUCGACGUCUGCGUGGAAGUGUGCGGCUGUGUGGGGCCCGACAACGUGCCCAGAGAGUUUGGGGAGCACUUUGAGUUUGACUGCAAGGACUGCGUGUGCCUGGAGGGCGGGAGCGGCAUCGUCUGCCAGCCCAAGCAGUGCAGCCAGGAGCCGCCCGCCAGCUGUGAGGAGGACGGCACGUACCUGGUCACGGAGGUCAACCCCGCGGACACCUGCUGCAACAUCACCUUCUGCAAGUGCGACACCAGCCUGUGCAAGGAGCAGCCUCCGCAGUGCCCGCUGGGCUUCGACGUGAAGAGCGAGAUGAAGCCCGGGAGGUGCUGCCCCCUCUACUCCUGCGUGCCCAAGGGCGUCUGUGUGGUUGGGAACGCCGAGUACCAGCCCGGCUCCCCGGUGUACUCCUCCAAGUGCGAGACCUGCGUCUGCACCAACACCACGGACAGCGCCACGCAGCUCAACCACGUGUCCUGCAGCCACGUGCCCUGCCCCAGCACCUGCAACCCCGGCUUCGGGCUGGUGACCGUCCCGGGCGAGUGCUGCAAGAAGUGCGAGCAGACGGACUGCAUCAUCAGCCGGCCCGGCGGCCACAACCUCAUCCUGAAGCCCGGGGACAUGGAGAGUGACCCCGAGAACAACUGCACCUUCUUCAGCUGCGUGAAGAUCCACAACCAGCUCAUCUCGUCCGUGUCCAACAUCACCUGCCCUGACUUCGACCCCAGCGCCUGCGUCCCGGGCUCCAUCACCCUCAUGCCCAACGGCUGCUGCAAGAAAUGCAUCCCUCGCAACGAGACCAAGGUCCCCUGCUCCACCAUCUCCGAGACCAAGGAGAUCUCGGAAGGCGGCUGCACCAAGAAGGUCCUCAUGAACUACUGCUCCGGGUCCUGCGGGACCUUCGCCAUGUACUCGGCCGAGGCACAGGCGCUGGACCACAAGUGCUCGUGCUGCAAGGAGGAGCGCACCAGCCGGCGGACGGUGGAGCUGAGCUGCCCCGACGGCUCCUCGCGCAGCCACACCUACACCCACAUCGAGAGCUGCCUGUGCCAGGACACGCUGUGCGAGCUCCCCCCGCGCCGGGGGACCGGCCGCGCCCGCCGCGCCGCCUCCCUGGGCCUGCCUCCCAGCAGGGGCUGA
Messenger RNA from Eptesicus fuscus (big brown bat), 11157 nucleotides. It is a transcript of the gene MUC2, whose product is annotated as mucin 2, oligomeric mucus/gel-forming. Gene Ontology annotation, cellular component: extracellular matrix. Gene Ontology annotation, molecular function: protein binding. The record is from RefSeq and is a predicted model, not a curated record. NCBI's taxonomy places the organism in Eukaryota, Metazoa, Chordata, Mammalia, Chiroptera, Vespertilionidae. The transcript has 50 exons. The coding region runs from base 1 to 11157 and encodes 3718 amino acids.